GGAAUUUUCUAGCCUCUGCUUAAGAAGGAUCUCGCGCAGGACUUCAUCGCCGAAGAGCUGCGGGGUGGCAGCCCCGGCACCCGCUCCAGGCUGGCCUUAAGGCCACCUUGGCUGGCCAAGGGCCAAGUCGGGUCCCCUGCGGUCCGCGCUGGCUGCGCCCCAGCUCCGGCCACGGCGCAGCCGAGGUCCCCCAGCGCCCCCUACAGCUGCGCGCAGGGGGGAGACGAAGCCAGAUCCCGCGCUUAGCACCACGCCCCGGACUCCACCCUGGGCCGGCGCCCCGGACCGCGCCAGGGCGCCCGCACCGCAGGCCGCAGAAACCGGGCACAGGGCGGGGGGCGCAGCCCUCGGGGCCCUGGUCGCUCCGCCCGCCGCGGCCCAUUUCCCCUCCCUUCCCCUGCGCCGCCCUUCUCCCCGCCCGGACGCACCGCGCCUCGGCAUCUAGGGCGCUCCCUCCAGCCGUGGCCGGAGCCCAGCGCUGGUGGAUGGUGCUCCCCAACGCCAAGCGUGCGCUCAGGCCCCAGGGGCCGCCAUCCGGGAAGCGGUGAUGCCGCCGCCGCCGCCGCGGCCGCCACUGCUGCUGCUGCUGCUGCUGAGCGUGGGGUUCCCCGGAGGGCGCCCCUACAAUGUGGACACGGAGAGCGCGCUGUUGUUCCGGGGCGCCCCCGACUCGCUGUUUGGCUACUCUGUGGUUCUACACGGCCACGGGCCGGACCGCUGGCUCGUCGUGGGAGCGCCCACGGCCACCUGGCUCGCCAACGCGUCCGUGGUCCACCCCGGGGCCAUUUACAGAUGCAGAAUCGGAAGGAAUCCAAACCGGACCUGCGAGCAGCUCCAGCUGGGUAGCCCUGCUGGAGAACCUUGUGGAAAGACUUGUUUGGAAGAAAGAGACAAUCAGUGGUUGGGGGUCACCCUUUCCAGACAGCCGGGAGAAUAUGGGUCCAUUGUGACUUGUGGGCAUCGAUGGAAAAAUAUAUUUUAUAUAAAGAAUGAAAAUAAGCUCCCCACUGGUGUUUGCUAUGGGAUACCUUCUGAUUUACGGACGGAACUCAGUAAAAGAAUGGCUCCCUGUUACCAAGAUUAUGUGAGAAAAUUUGGAGAACACUUUGCUUCAUGUCAAGCUGGGAUAUCUAGUUUUUUCACAGAGGAUUUAAUUGUGAUGGGCGCUCCAGGAUCAUCUUAUUGGACCGGUUCUCUUUUUGUCUAUAAUAUAACUACAAAUAAAUACAAAGCUUUCUUAGACAAACAAAAUCAAGUCAAAUUUGGAAGCUAUUUAGGGUACUCGGUAGGCGCAGGGCAUUUUCGGAGUCCGCAUACCACAGAAGUAGUUGGAGGAGCCCCUCAGCAUGAGCAGAUUGGGAAAGCCUAUAUAUUCAGCAUUGAUGCAAAGGAACUAAAUAUUGUACACGAAAUGAAAGGAAAAAAGCUUGGCUCCUACUUUGGAGCUUCUGUCUGUGCUGUGGACCUCAACGCAGAUGGCUUCUCAGACCUGCUGGUGGGAGCGCCCAUGCACAGCUCCGUGAGGGAGGAGGGCAGAGUGUUCGUGUUCAUCAACUCUGGCUCGGGAGCAGUAAUGAAUGAAAUGGAAACAGCGCUCACUGGAAGCGACAAAUAUGCCGCAAGAUUUGGGGAAUCUAUAGUUAAUCUUGGUGACAUCGACAAUGAUGGCUUUGAAGAUGUUGCUAUUGGAGCUCCACAAGAGGAUGACCUGCGAGGCGCCAUUUACAUUUACAAUGGUCGGGUGGAUGGCAUCUCCUCAACUUUCUCCCAGAGAAUUGGAGGUCUUCAAAUCAGUGAAUCAUUAAGUAUGUUCGGGCAGUCUAUAUCAGGACAAAUUGAUGCGGAUAAUAAUGGAUACGUAGAUGUAGCAGUUGGUGCUUUUCGGUCCGAGUCUGCUGUGUUGCUGCGGACAAGACCAGUAGUAAUUGUUGAAGCAUCGUUAAGCAACCCUGAGUCCGUAAACAGAACGAAAUUUGACUGCACUGAGAAUGGAUUGCCCUCUGUGUGCAUGGAUCUAACUCUCUGUUUCUCAUAUAAAGGCAAAGAGGUCCCAGGUUAUAUUGUCUUGUUUUACAACAUGAGUUUGGAUGUGAGCAGAAAGACUGACUCACCGUCCAGAUUUUACUUUUCCUCUAAUGGGACUUCUGACGUGAUCACAGGACGUAUACAAGUAUCAAGCGGAAGAGUCAACUGUCGGACCCAUCAGGCAUUUAUGAGGAAAGAUGUGCGGGACAUCCUCACCCCAAUCCAGAUCGAAGCUGCCUACCACCUUGGGCACCACGUCAUCAGCAAACGAAGCACAGAGGAAUUCCCACCCCUGCAGCCAAUCCUUCAGCAGAAGAAAGAAAAAGAUAUAAUUAAAAAAAUGAUAAAUUUUGCAAGGUUUUGUGCCCAUGAAAAUUGUUCUGCCGAUUUACAGGUUUCUGCAAAAAUUGGAUUUUUCAAGCCAUAUGAAAAUAAAACCUAUCUCGCUGUUGGAGGCAUGAAGACGUUAAUGUUGAAUGUGUCCUUAUUUAAUGCUGGAGACGAUGCCUACGAAACAACUCUGCACAUCCAACUCCCCCCGGGUCUUUACUUCAUCAAGAUUUUAGACCUGGAAGAGAAACAAAUAAACUGUGAAGUAACAGACAACUCUGGCACAGUCAAACUCAUCUGCACCCUCGGUUAUAUAUACGUAGAUCAUCUCUCCAGGGUAGAUGUGAGCUUUCUCUUGGAUGUGAGCUCACUCCGCACAGCAGAGGAAGAUCUGAACAUCACUGUGCUUGCCUCCUGUGAAAAUGAAGGAGAAAUGGACAAACUGAUGGACAACAAAGUGACAUUAGCGGUACCUCUAAGAUACGAGGUGAUGCUAGCUGUUCACGGGUUUGUGAAUCCAACUUCCUUCAUGUACGGAUCUAGUGAGGACGGCGAACCUGAAACAUGUAUGACCGAGAAGAUGAAUUUCACUUUCCAUGUUAUCAACAUGGGCAUUAGCAUGGCUCCAAAUGUUAGUGUGGAAAUCAUGAUCCCAAAUUCUUUUGUUCCCCAAACUGAUAAACUGUUCAACAUUUUGGAUGUCCAGACAACUACUGGACAAUGCAAGUUUGAAAAUUAUCAAAGGGAGUGUACAUCAGGGCAGAAGCGGGAUGCUGUGGAGACCUUAAAAGGCAUCCUCAAGUUCUUGUCAAAGACUGACAAGAGGGUACUGUACUGCAUGAAAACUGAUCCAUACUGUUUAAAUAUUCUAUGCAAUUUUGGGAAAAUGGACAGUGGAAAAGAAGCCAGUAUACACAUUCAGUUGGAAGGCCGGCCAUCCAUUUUGGAAAUGGAUGACACUUCCUCACUCAAGUUGGAGAUAAGAGCAGCAGCUUUUGCAGAGCCACACCCCAGAGUUAUCGAGCUGAACAAGGACGAGAACGCAGCACACGUCCUCCUGGAAGGAUUACACCAUCAAAAGCCCAAGCGCCAUUUCACCAUAGUGAUUAUUUCAAGUAGCUUGCUACUUGGACUCAUUGUACUAUUGUUGAUUUCAUGCGUUAUGUGGAAGGCUGGCUUCUUUAAAAGACAAUACAAAUCUAUCCUACAAGAAGAAAACAGAGAUAGUUGGAGUUAUGUCAACAGCAAAACCAAUGAUGAUGAAUAAAGACUGCUUUCAACUUCAGAGAACUGAAGAGACUCAGGUUAGGCUAAAAUCAUUGUUUACAGGAAAACAAAAUUUUCUCAGAUUUUUUUUUUUUGCAUAUUUCUUUUACUUACAACAUGAUAUGUGUUACCGAGGUAAAAAUUCAAGUCAUGACUGUUCUUGCAAAGAGAAUGACUGCAAAGCUGUAAUACUUAGCACAGCCAAAGAAGAUCUUACAGAAAUUAAAUGGGUAGAAGAACACUACAGCCUUCGACUUAUUCAAGAAGAAUAAAUGCUGAAAGAGAUCUUGAAAGUCCAUUGGAACUAAGGCCUAGUGGACCAGGACACAUGAGCACUGAUUCAUUUCAAAUACGUCUUUGAGACUGUUGGACAAAUGUUCUUUAAACACAUUUCAUGGAAUUUUCCUUAAAGACCUUUUUUACAAUGCAUUUCCUUUGCUCGAGUGACCAUUUUAUUCAACAGACUAUGAACAGUGUAGCCCUGAUGUACAGAUUUCAUACUGAAUACACUGAUUUAACAGGAAGACUUCUGGAUAACUACAAAUCUAUGUGUUCUUUUCUUAUACAUCCAUGUUGUUUAAAAAGAAUAUAUAUGCAUAGAUACAUGUAUAGGUAUAAAUCUGAUCAUCUCCUACAAUAUACAUCUAUCAAGAGUACCUAGGGGUUAAGAGAAAACCACCCUGAAAUGUUUUGGUUUAUAACAAAUUCUUAAGUGUUAUAAUUUAUAUUCUAAAACAAUGGAUUAUAAAUGUUGCACUUUAGCUAAUAUACACUGAUAUAUUUAAGAAAUAUGAAAACUGGACAUCAUUAGUGAUUUUAGGAAUCUGUCCAAAGAGUGAUACAGGGGCAGUAUUUGACUUGCUGGGUACUGUACAAAAUACCAUCAUAAUUAAGCAAAUAUGCGUUUUACUCAGGCCUGUUCAGGCAUUCUCCACAGAAAUGCAGGAAUACAUUUUGCAGACAACUGAAAAAUACACAUUGGAAUGAUACAGUUAACAUAAAAGUGGCAUCAGAAUUUCCAUGAGAUGUUUGGAUAACAGGAGCUAAAAGUUUUAACUUAAUAUUAUAGAAGGUUCUAUUUUAAAUAAAUUAUUUAAAAUACAGCAAGAAGCCAUUUUAUCAUUCAAUGAAUCUUCAAAUAUAAUCAUUUUGUAAUAUUUAUUUCAUAUAAAUAUAUGUGUAUGAAAACUAUGGCCAGUUUUUCAACAUCUGUUAGAGGAAGUGAUCAAAUAAGAGAACAGUCUCAACUGUUACAGGAAAUAUUACUUUACACAAAGUCGCUGCCAGCUGUCUACCUCCUUGGAUUUCCUGACUCGUGAAAGCCAUCCAUUCCUAAGCUUCCACUCUAUGACCAGUGCCUGGAAAAUGAGGAUUACGUACACAGAUUUUUGAAGGCACUUGAGCAAUAGAACUUAAGCACAAAGCCUCUUUCAAUCAGAAUAUACAUGGUAAACUUUGUUUUGCUUGUACAUAUUUUAAAUAACACAUUUGUGCAUAAGGUGUAUUUUUAUGCUUUUAUUAAAAAAUUUUAGCUCUUUUAGAAUAUUGAGGCUCAUAUAUGAAAAUGAAGCACAGAUCUAGAGAACUAUUGUCUCUAAGAAAACUAAAAUUUGGUGGCUAUGCUGAAAGCUAAGGGUCAGACCCAGGCCUUUCUAGUGCAAGAAAGACAGAGUUACCUGGUAGCUUUCAUCCAGUUAGGUGCCUUAACAUGGUUCCAGAAAAAAAAUCUAUCAACUUUGUGAUGGGUUUUAAAUCCUAUUUUACAACCUGCUUUUAGAAGGUGGUCUACGUAUUACAAAGAUUUUUGUAAAAGAAAGUCCUGAUUUUGGUCAUAUCAUCGACUUCUUGUGUGAUUUUUGAAAUUUAACUCCUCCAGAUUAGAUACCUCAGUGUGGUCCUGAGAGGGAUCUGUUUGCAUCAGGCUACAGGAAAUCUGACACCAGACUUGGUGGGUUUAAAUCCUGGAAAAUAAAACCUCAAAUGAUUUUGAUUUCAAAUUAUCUUAAAUAUUGAUAUAUCCUGAUAAUACGUGAAGGCAUUGAAUGUUUAUUUUCACUUGCAAUAAACACCUUCUAAAGACAGGAACUUGAAAUUUUUUCUUUAUAUUUUUUUAAUCUUGAUUUUCAAAGCUCUGACUCCUGCAUUUUAGUAGUACCAAUAAUACCACUUUUAAUUUCUUACAAAUACAUUUUCUGUUAGAAUAUCUGUUUAAGUCAUGAUCAAAUCAUCCCAUACAAAAAUGGUACUU
Messenger RNA from Octodon degus (degu), 5869 nucleotides. It is a transcript of the gene Itga4, whose product is annotated as integrin subunit alpha 4. Gene Ontology annotation, biological process: cell adhesion mediated by integrin; cell-cell adhesion; cell-matrix adhesion. Gene Ontology annotation, molecular function: integrin binding. Lineage: Eukaryota; Metazoa; Chordata; Mammalia; Rodentia; Octodontidae. The record is from RefSeq and is a predicted model, not a curated record. Bases 548 to 3622 code for a protein of 1024 amino acids. The transcript is spliced from 28 exons. Gene Ontology annotation, cellular component: integrin complex; external side of plasma membrane.